AUGUCAUUCUUCACGCCAACUUGCAAACACCACUUUUGUCAAUGUCUUCUUGUUGGUGAGCUCCAACACUGGCGAAAUUCCAACCAAACCACUCCAGGGACAAUGACCUCGACAACAUCGUCUUUACUCUUCCAUGGGUGUGAGCAAGCUGUGGCUACGAAGUGCCUCUCCACACGUCGGCUGUUGGCUCGACGACGGACACACCGGAUGCUUCAUUCUCCCUUAUUUAUAGCACUUCGAUCGCCCUUGACAUCAUGGCGAUCAUUUGCCCACAUUGAGUUUGUCCAUCAGUAG
This is a messenger RNA of Echinococcus granulosus, 294 nucleotides long. RefSeq lists its product as hypothetical. The coding region runs from base 1 to 294 and encodes 97 amino acids. NCBI's taxonomy places the organism in Eukaryota, Metazoa, Platyhelminthes, Cestoda, Cyclophyllidea, Taeniidae. The transcript is spliced from 2 exons. The record is from RefSeq and is a predicted model, not a curated record.